CUGCCUGUCCUGCCUAUCUGUCCUGCUCAUCCCUCCCAUCCUGUCCGUCCUGUCUCGACUCCGUCCGUCCAUCCCGUCCCGUCCCGUCCCGUCCGUCCUGCGUACCCCGUUCCGACCGCUGCCCGCUCCCCGCAGGACCUGCAGGCCCAGGACCGCGCUCACCGCAUCGGGCAGCAGAACGAGGUGCGCGUCCUCCGCCUCUGCACCGUCAACAGCGUGGAGGAGAAGAUCCUGGCGGCCGCCAAGUACAAGCUGAACGUGGACCAGAAAGUCAUCCAGGCCGGCAUGUUCGACCAGAAAUCGUCCAGCCACGAGCGCCGUGCCUUCCUGCAGGCCAUCCUGGAGCACGAGGAGCAGGACGAGAGCAGAUCCGGCGCGGGCAGCGGCGGUGGCGGUGCAAGCUUCCCCCACACUGCCUCCACCCUGUGCCUGACCGCUGAGCCGGAGGAACCACCUCUAAAGGAGGAGGACGAGGUCCCCGACGACGAGACGGUGAACCAGAUGAUCGCGCGGCACGAGGAGGAGUUCGACCUCUUCAUGGUGAGCGGAGGGCGGGCCGGCGCGGGGCAGCGCGGCCGAACGUUGGCGGUCGGAGAUGGGAGGGCUCCGCCUGUUGGUGGUGAAUGGCUGGAGGGCUCCGCCUGUUGGCGGUCGGAGCUGGGGGGUUCAUGGUGAGGGGUUCUGCCUGUUGGUGGUGAAUGUCUAGAGGGCUCCGCCUGUUGGUGGUGAGAGCUGGGAGGUUCGUGGUGAGGGGUUCUACCUGUUGGUGGUGAAUGGCUGGAGGGCUCUGCCUGUUGGCAGUCAGAGCUGAGAGGGCUCCGCCUGUUGGUGGUGAAUGCAUGGAGGGCUCUGCCUGUUGGUGGUCAGAGUUGGGAGGGCUCUGCCUGUUGGUGGUGAAUGCCUGGAGGGCUCCGCCUGUUGGUGGUGAGAGCUGGGAGGUUCAUGGUGAGGGGUUCUACCUGUUGGUGGUGAAUGCCUGGAGGGCUCUGCCUGUUGGCGGUCAGAGCUGGGAGGGCUCCGCCUGUUGGUGGUGAGAGCUGGGAGGUUCGUGGUGAACGCUGCCGCCUGUUGGCGGUCGGAGCUGAGAGGGCUCCGCCUGUUGGUGGUCGGAGCUGGGGGGUUCAUGGUGAGGGGUUCUACCUGUUGGUGAUGAAUGCCUGGAGGGCUCUGCCUGUUGGUGGUGAAUGCCUGGAGAGCUCCGCCUGUUGGUGGUGGGAGCUGGGAGGUUCGUGGUGAGGGGUUCUACCUGUUGGUGGUGAGAGCUUGGAGGGCUCCGCCUGUUGGUGGUGAAUGCCUGGAGGGCUCCGCCUGUUGGUGGUCGGAGCUGGGAGGGCUUUGCCUGUUGGUGGUGAGAGCUGGGAGGUUCGUGGUGAACGCUGCCGCCUGUUGGUGGUGAGAGCUGGGAGGGCUCCGCCUGUUGGUGGUCGGAGCUGGGAGGGUUCUGCCUGUUGGUGAUGAAUGGCUGGAGGACUCUGCCUGUUGGCGGUCGGAGCCAGGAGGGCUCCGCCUGUUGGUGGUCGGAGCUGGGAGGUUCGUGGUGAGGGGUUCCGCCUGUUGGUGGUGAAUGCCUGGAGGGCUCUGCCUGUUGGUGGUGAGAGCUGGGAGGUUUGGGGUGAGGGGUUCCGCCUGUUGGUGGCUGGAGCUGAGAGGUUCAUGGUGAGCGC
Messenger RNA from Numida meleagris (helmeted guineafowl), 1664 nucleotides. RefSeq names its product transcription activator BRG1-like. The transcript is spliced from 3 exons. Lineage: Eukaryota; Metazoa; Chordata; Aves; Galliformes; Numididae. The record is from RefSeq and is a predicted model, not a curated record. Bases 286 to 675 code for a protein of 129 amino acids.